CGCCGGCGAGCCCCCUCCUCCAAAACCAAAAAAAAAAGGCAAAAGGAAGAACCCAGAAGCCCGGUGAAAUGGAGAGGUGUCAGAAAAGAGGAAAUAGCUGGGGGAGAGAGAGCUGAGAAAUCACGUGACCGAUGGUGAGCCGACUUUGUGCCGCCGAGCGGGCGGAGCGGAGGACUCGGUGGUCUCCGGUGAGGCCCCGGUGCUGGGCGACCCCCGGGGGGGCUCGGAAGACCCUCCCCAUGUUUCGGCUCCUCCUCUGGCCGGCCCUGCUGGGGUCCGCAGCCCCCGAGGCCCCGCAGAGUCAUCUCCUGUGCACCUCGCCGGACAUGUCCAUCUCCUACACCUUCUGCGGUGGCAUCCCUCACACGCUCUCCCUUCGAGUCAAAAACUGUCUGACUAAAGACUACACUAAGGACGUCUUGUACCUUUUCUUCGUCCCCAGGAGGGACGUUACGGAGUUGAGCGUGGCUAUCCAGGUGUGGUUGAACUCCGUCCAGGUGGCCAAAUUCACGGAGCGCCUGUGCCGCGGAUUUGACGACGAAUACUCCUUCUGCGGAGUCCUGAAGGGAGAGACCAUCAACGUGACCGUGCCGUUCUCCUACCGGAAAUUCGUUUUUCCCCAGGGGCGGUACACCAUCCUUUUCGAGGGUAAGUCCGGCAGAUCCGACGAUCUGAUCUUCUGCGUCAACGCCACCGUGAUCCUCACGUGAUCCGCGCCGCGCUCUCUUAGGAGAAAUCGAUGCUCUAUUUCUUCGCGCGACGGUCGCGGCGAAAAACCCCCCCGCCGAGUUUCAGACUUCUCCUCCGCCGAAAGAAGCGUCGGCCCGACCCAGAAGAGGUCGUUUCUCAAGGUUUCCGUCGGUGGAGAUUCCCCAUUUGUAUCUAAUCCUCCCCUUGCAGCAAUUCUCCAUUUCCAUUCACGUCUUUAACCCCCCGGAUGUUUCCCGUGAAACUCACGGGCGGAGGAUUUUGAAUUCGCUUUCUUUUAACAGGCCCGUCCUUUUGACUUCUCCUUAACGGUGUUUGUUCGGCUGGGGUAGAGCCGAGCUAAUCGGACGGGACACCGUCCCCGUCCCCCGUGGGGCGCCCGGUUUUCAUCCCCAUCUUACGGAUGAGGGAACUGAGGCCCAGGGAAGCAGAGCGACUCGCUCAGGGUCACGCAGCCGACGAGAGCCGGAGCCGGGAUUAGAACCCGGGGCCUCCCGACUCCCAGGACCGCGUCCUAGCCGCUCGACCUCUCAUUCCUUCCGUAUCGUUUCUCCUCAGGAGCAGGGAUCGCGUCAGCUCGUUCUGUUGUGCUCUCCCAAGUGUUCGGUACGGCGCUCUGCACGCGGUAGGCGCUCAGUAAAUACGAUUGAAUUGAA
This is a messenger RNA of Ornithorhynchus anatinus (platypus), 1364 nucleotides long. RefSeq names its product lymphocyte antigen 96 (gene LY96). Gene Ontology annotation, molecular function: lipopolysaccharide binding; lipopolysaccharide immune receptor activity; Toll-like receptor 4 binding. Lineage: Eukaryota; Metazoa; Chordata; Mammalia; Monotremata; Ornithorhynchidae. The coding region runs from base 132 to 710 and encodes 192 amino acids. Gene Ontology annotation, cellular component: lipopolysaccharide receptor complex. The transcript has 5 exons. The record is from RefSeq and is a predicted model, not a curated record. Gene Ontology annotation, biological process: innate immune response; cellular response to lipopolysaccharide; detection of lipopolysaccharide.